This is a messenger RNA of Rhizophagus irregularis DAOM 181602=DAOM 197198, 1206 nucleotides long. NCBI's taxonomy places the organism in Eukaryota, Fungi, Glomeromycota, Glomeromycetes, Glomerales, Glomeraceae. The record is from RefSeq and is a predicted model, not a curated record.
AACCUGAAUUUUAUUUCUUUUUGGUAAUAAUAAAAAUAGGAUAAUAGCCCGUUCGGAACCAGCCCAAGAUUUAUACAAAAUCACUAACUUAAAAUGGCUAUUGGCGAAAGAUUUACUUUUUGAUCUUCAAGUUCUAUAUACAAAAAUAAAUAGAAAUAUGCACGUAGAAAUAACAAGUUACGGUAUAAAAGUUACUGCAACUGAUGGAAUAGGUUCAUCUCAACCAAAAAACCUUAAGCCUGUUAAUGAUGAAAAAGGAAAUGUUUCUUAUUAUCAACGAUUCACAAAUAAAGAUCAAAGAGCUGAGCACUGGCUACAAAGGUUAGGCAAAGCCCUUGCUGAUUAUUUAAGGAAAUAUGGCAAAAUGAAUAUCUCAAAAGAAAAUGAAAAGUUGGUCGAUUUUCCUGAAGGUUACGUUCUUUACCAACACAAUAAAGAAUAUAAAGACAAUACUAAAUCACGACAUGAUCGUUAUCUCUAUGGUGCUUAUAAGUUCCGAUCUCCAAAAGAGUUUGAGCCACAUUUAAUUUGGCUUGUUUCUGGCCAAGUAAAUAAUUGUAAAUGUGUUUAUUGCAAUAAUAGCUCUAGAGGAAUUAAUAAUGGAAAAAGGAAAGAAUCAACAUUAGAAAAAACAAUAAAUGAUAGAUCAACAAAAAAGAUCAAAAAUGAUUCAGAAGCGAAGAAAAUAGAAGUUGAGAAUGUUAAUAAACCAAAAUUUGCAAAGACAUUAUAUAGAAGAGGAGAAAUUGUUAUGGUUAACUUAAAUAAAACUGGAAAAGCUCACCAUACUGAACUUAUAAGAAAUUCUUCAGAUGAAAAUGAUAUAUCAAUUUUUUAUUGGCCUGGAGUAAUUUUAGAAACUAGUAAAGUUCCAAUAACAGAUAAUAUGUCUGAUGAUACAGCUUCUGCGAAUUCUGAUGGUUGUGGUAUUAUUUAUAAGGCUUAUUAUAAAAUCCAUUUGUUAGAAUUAUCUGAAGUUAUUCAAGUUGAUCGAAAAACAUUGUUGCCAUGGUUAGCUUGUAAAAAAGAAAUACCGAAAAGUUUUAUUAAUAAUAAUAAAUUAGGUAAGUAUGAUUUAAAUUUAUUUUUUUCCUUUUUUUUUAAAAAAAAAAUUUGAUAUUUACUAAUAGAAUUAUUCUUAUAAAGAGCCAAAUGUUAAGGCAUAUAUUCAAGCUAUUGAUCGAGUAAAUAAGAUUUCUAAUAUAU